Molecule: messenger RNA, 1197 nt
Organism: Medioppia subpectinata
Lineage: Eukaryota; Metazoa; Arthropoda; Arachnida; Sarcoptiformes; Oppiidae
Source: the annotation of a GenBank genome assembly
AUGAAUAGUAAGGAAUUAAAGUCCACCAACCAAAAUGACAACACAUUUGAAACAUUCAAAUUGUAUGUUUCGGGUGACGAUAAGUCUACUCAAAAACCACACCAAAACUCAAGUCAUGGAGGAAUUCACUUAAUUGGUUGGGAUUGGGAUAAGAAUAAAAAUGUGUGGCUCUUCUGUCUAUUCCUAUUGAUGGCAGCGAUCGCUAAGAUUGGCUAUCAUUUCAGCAAUUUUUUGAACAAUAUUAUCCCCGAGUCGUGGUAUGAGUUGACUAAAUCUAAUCUCUUCUCUCAUUUAACUUCAUUGCAAGCGUCCAAAGAAGUGCCACAAUUUACUGUCGACCUCUUCUUCUUUGUUUUGCUUCCGCCACAUAAACCCGAUUCUGCAAGUUGUGUCUGUGUUUACAAUAGAAUAAUCCUGGAAUCGGCCUAUUCUUUGCAUGACAUCGCUUUCCUCACAAACCUGGGCUCGAUAUUGGGCACUUUUAUCAACAUUGCACUGAUAGGUCCGUCACUGUAUUUGAUUAAAUUACUGCCACUAAAAUGGUUGGCCUUUCCGCCCGACAUCUCAUUCUUGGAGCUCAUGGUCUUUGGCACAGCUAUUAGUGCCGUCGAUCCCGUCUCUGGCACUUUUAUCAACAUUGCACUGAUAGGUCCGUCACUGUAUUUGAUUAAAUUACUGCCACUAAAAUGGUUGGCCUUUCCGCCCGACAUCUCUUUCUUGGAGCUCAUGGUUUUUGGCACAGCUAUUAGUGCCGUCGAUCCCGUCUCUGUUUUGGCCAUAUUUCAAGACCUGUCUGUUAACAAAUCGCUAUACUUUAUAGUGUUUGGAGAAUCUCUACUGAAUGAUGCUGUGGUGAUUGUUGUUCACCGGAUAUUGUGUUCAAUGUUAGGCCAGACUAGUGUCGAAGGCAUACAAUUCCUGUGGGGUUUUAUAUCACUCUUUUUGGUCAGUUGUGGCGGAUUUUUCAUUGGAGUCUCUUUUGGUGUCUUCACAUCAUUAAUAACACUCAAAACAACUCAUGUCAGAGAGCCGUUGAUUGUGGUGACUAUGGCUUACAUGGGUUUCAUAUGCGCCGAAAUCGUGCACUUUUCGGGACUAAUUAGUCUAAUUGGAUGCGGACUCGUUCAGUCGGAAUAUACAUUCAAAAAUAUAUCCAAAAAAUCGCGUACAACUGUCAAAUACUUUACUAAAACAUUA